UGCCAUUUAAAAGGUCCGGAACUAAAUGCAGCUGUAAACAACCGAAGCGUGCCCUUGUAGAUACCAUACAGUUGAGGUUUAUAUACAUUUCAAGAGUACACGUUUUAGAAUAUAUAUAUAUUUUUGUGCUACAGUCAUGCCGACUUCCCCCGUGAAGACACGGAUUCCGCUGACAAGUUUUGGUCAUCUUAUAAGCGAAGUGAAGAGACAGCUCUUCGGGAUUGAAGCACCAUCCCCAACAGAACUGACUGGAUGGAGGAAACAUUUUAACAGCUACACAAUACAAGGACGCAGAAAUUUUGUUCUUGCCACAUAUGGUGUUCUUGCACUCACAGCUGCUGCCUACAUGCUGAGACGCAGCAGCAGGAAGGAGGAACAUGAAACAGCAUCUGCCUCCUCAUAAACUAAAAUGGAAAGUUUGGGGGGUUAAAAAUACAAUAAAAUAUUUAUGAUCACUA
This is a messenger RNA of Rhinichthys klamathensis goyatoka, 458 nucleotides long. Its product is annotated as ATP synthase membrane subunit K, mitochondrial-like. NCBI's taxonomy places the organism in Eukaryota, Metazoa, Chordata, Actinopteri, Cypriniformes, Leuciscidae. The record is from RefSeq and is a predicted model, not a curated record. Bases 137 to 403 code for a protein of 88 amino acids. The transcript is spliced from 3 exons.